This is a messenger RNA of Adineta ricciae, 747 nucleotides long. The record is from the annotation of a GenBank genome assembly. NCBI's taxonomy places the organism in Eukaryota, Metazoa, Rotifera, Eurotatoria, Adinetida, Adinetidae.
AUGAGUGACAAAACAUUUUUCACCUUACCAAUCGAACUGGUUUACCGAAUAUUCGAUAAUCUUACUAAUUAUUCAUUAUUAUAUUCAAUGAAAAAUGUUUCGAAACAUUUCAAUACAAUUCUGGCUAAGUAUCAUCGUUCUUUCACUAUUUUGGAUCUUAGGUAUGAUCAAAUGACCUUGCAGAAAAUUCAAUAUCUUUCGAAUACUCUCGAAGAUAAUCGAACUAUCACAACAUUAUUCCUGCACAAUAAUCAAAUUGGUUCACAAGGAGCCGAAUAUCUGGCUAAUGCAUUACGACAAAACCAAGCAUUGACUAUAUUAAAUCUGCAUGGAAAUCAUAUUGGAUUGCAAGGAGUACAACAUCUUGCUGUUGCUUUGCAAGAAAAUGAAACAUUAACAUUUCUGGAUCUAUGGGAAAAUGAUAUUGGUGAUCAAGGUGCACAAUAUUUAGCCAAAAGUUUACAGAAAAAUCAGACAUUGACUACACUUGAGAUUGGGAAGAAUCAAAUCAGUUACCAAGGAGUACGAUGUUUUCUUGGUGUUUUAUUAAAAAAUACAACAUUAAGAGAAUUAUAUCUUAGUCAUAAUGAAAUAACUGAUGAAGGAGCAUUGUAUAUGAGCAUUGCUCUGGAAAACAAUCAAACACUCGUUGUAUUAAAUCUUCGCUUCAAUCCAAUAACUACCAUCGGAAAGAAAGAUCUCGGUAAAAUCCGUGAAAAAAAUCCCAAUUUAGAACUCAUCAUAUAA